AAAUGUGCGCAGAAAGAUGCGCAGUUGUCGUUUCUUCAAUCAAUGAUGGAGGCGAAUGUUUUGAUGAAGUAAAGGGACUAGACUAUGAUCGCUUUGUGGCAAAAAUAUAGAUACAGCAUUAACCAAUGUUGUGUUAUUUGCAAUAACAUAACUGAGGCAAAUUUAAUGAAAUGAAAAAGGAUAGGGCUUGUUAGCUAGCAUCAUUUUCCGCGGGGGCCUAGCUAACAUUAGCGUUGAGAUAGCUCUUGAUUUUAAACCUGCGCUGUUUUACAUUAAACUACAGCUCAACCUGGUUAUUUAAUGACCUGCUAUAUUGAUAAACGAGUAUCCUACCUUUAAUUGAAGUAAUCUCGUCAGAAAGUGAGUACGGCUUCUUAAUAUCAAAUCAAGGGGAAGUUGCAAUCCAUGUCCACGAUCACUGCAGAUCAGUAAUCUAUAACAUCAUUAUCAAAACAUUAUCAAAACAUGGCUUUAGUCGCAUAUGGCAGCAGUGAUGACAGUGAUUCAGAGGAAACCUCUGAGAGCAAAGGUGGGCUCUUCUCUGUCCUGCCUGCUCCUAAAAAGACAAGCUCUGUGAGAGGAAACUAUGGACAAAGCAGAGAGACGAAAGCGAAGUCCUCUGUGGAGGAGAAAACUUCAAACGAUGAGCUAGAUCCUCAGCCAUCUAGAGGAGGGUUAUUCACCAGUCUGCCUAAGCCGAGGAAGAGAACAGAGCCCGUCAAGAUCACUGUACCACAGAUCCAGAGACGGGAUUCGGACUCAGAUGAUGAUGAACCUGCAAAGAAAAAACUUCAACCCCAGGGUGGAGGUUCAGGCCUGUCCUCACUGCUACCACAACCUAAAAACCUGACAGUGAAGGAGACCGAUAGACUCUUGAUUCCUCACACUCUCACCAAGCGGCAAGAACCCAAAGUAACCAAGCCUGGAAUGCCGGCCCAGGGUGGGCUUGGCUCUAGUGCGUCCCCCUCCGCAAUCAAAGCUGCAGCGAAGUCAGCCGCUCUGCAGCUGGCUCGACAAAUAGCCACAGACGAGCAGGAUAAUGAGGAGGACAUAACCCCACAGAACUACUUUUCUCUGGGAGAGAGCACCCCGGUCAUCCCUGCAGUUGCCCCAAGCUUAGACCCUGAGCCACGAGAGCCCGAAGAACCUCUUCCUUGUGCUCCUGACGAUGAACCCGGUCAGUCAGAUGCUCCUCUCGACUUUGGUGGGAGCCACGAGGGUUCAUGGGGGGCUCAGUAUCCUGAGUAUCAACAGCCCAUGGCAGGCCCAGAAGCUUUCCCUCAGAGUUAUUAUAAUGAGCCAUAUUACCAAGGCCCUAACCCUGAGCUGACAGAAGCUGAAGAGCCUGGCCAGUCUGCCCUGUUUGAUGAUGAAGCGUUCAUGAGGCUGCAAGGGAAGAGGAACAGAGGUAAAGAGGAGGUGAAGUUUCUAGAGAUCAAAGGAGAUGACCAGCUGAGUGGAAACCAGCAGUGGAUGACCAAGAGCGUGUCGGAGGAGAAGCAGAACCGGCAGUCCUUCAGCAAGAAAAAAGGAGAACAGCCUACAGGACAACAGCGACGCAAGCAUCAGAUUACAUAUCUCAUUCACCAGGCAAAGGAGCGUGAGUUGGAACUGAAGAAUAAUUGGGCGGAUAACAAGCUAACCCGCCGGCAGACACAGGCAAAAUACGGUUUCUAAAUGUCAUACUGUGGACUCUUACAGACAUGAUGAAACUCCACUCCGAAUUUAGAGUAGAGCUGUCCAGAUUUCCCAGAACAACCGGACGUGUUUAGAGAGAAACUAUAUGAACCCUCAUUCAGAUUUUUUCCCCUCCCCUCCCUCUUACCCUCCCCUCCUGUAUUUGUGUUAAAAUGUUCUUUUGGUCAGCUGUUUUAUAAGGUGUUAUACUUCCUCUUACAUAUAGGUGCUGUACCUACAUUACAAUGUCAUGUUUUUAAGGUACCUCUGGCCAGGGAAUAUGUCACGUGACCCUGAAGUGGCCAAUAUAAACGCUCUCCUUUGAAUGCGUAUGUUUCUUUUCAUACAGUAGACUUUGAUGUAUGAACCCUCUUUUUUUGUGUUAAAUGACUCAACAAAAACAUGUUUGGUUCUUCAGCAAUCAUCCGAGGGUAAGUCAAAUACUCUUGUUCAUAAGCAGAAAUGAACUGGAGUCAUGUAAGAAACCCUGAAUCAACAACUUCAAAAUAUAGAGAAUAUUUCAGGUUUUACAUGUCUGUUUUUGUGAAAGAUGUUUCAACUUUUAAUUGGGGUUUUUUUCUCCAGAUUUUUAACGUCAGAAUUUCAGCUGUCGAGUUAAAAGUUCAAUUAAUGAAUCGUAAGGGAACCAAACAUGUAUUUCCUGUGUUUGAGAGUCUGAUAGUUCUGAAGCUACCAUCUGAUUUUUAACAUCAGUUUUAACCUGAUUGCAUCCAUUACACAUCUUAAAAGUCCUGUUGUUUUUUCUGGAGUCCCAAUUACUGAUUUUUUUUAAUCACCUUUCAUAUUGGUUCAAAUGGUGAAAUCCUGCAAAACGUCUGACUUUUAGAACAAUGCUUUCUCUUAUAAGGCUGUAGAUAUUAAUCUUGUUUUAACUUUUUCUUUAUAAAAGAAAAUUAGCCUUUUAAAUAAAUGCCCGUUAUUUAAGUACUGACACUUCAUCUUCCACUCUCUUCGUGUAGGAAAUAGAACAUCAAUGUGUACUCAUGAGCCAGGUUGCCUAUUUGUAAAAUAUGUCAUCAUUACACAUGAGCUAACGGAGGGCUCUAAUAGUAAAAUAAAUGGCUACAUGUGGA
Molecule: messenger RNA, 2771 nt
Organism: Labrus bergylta (ballan wrasse)
Lineage: Eukaryota; Metazoa; Chordata; Actinopteri; Labriformes; Labridae
Gene: prcc
Product: proline rich mitotic checkpoint control factor
Cellular component (GO): nucleus
Source: RefSeq, a predicted model, not a curated record